Messenger RNA from Hirundo rustica (Barn swallow), 1197 nucleotides. It is a transcript of the gene TK2, whose product is annotated as thymidine kinase 2. Gene Ontology annotation, biological process: nucleobase-containing compound metabolic process. Lineage: Eukaryota; Metazoa; Chordata; Aves; Passeriformes; Hirundinidae. Bases 64 to 846 code for a protein of 260 amino acids. Gene Ontology annotation, molecular function: deoxynucleoside kinase activity; ATP binding. The record is from RefSeq and is a predicted model, not a curated record. Gene Ontology annotation, cellular component: cytoplasm; mitochondrion. The transcript is spliced from 10 exons.
ACCGCGGGGACGGGACGGGUGGCCGCCCCUGGGCCCGGCUUCGGCUCCGUGCCAGCUCUCGGGAUGCGCUGGAGCGGCUCCGGGGGAGCAGAAGCGGAGUCAGACCCGGGAGCGGGGUCAGAUCCUGGAGCGGCUCCGGGGGAGCAGGAAAGAGAUAAGCAUCUGAUAAAAAAAGAUGCUAGAAAGAGAAUUAUCUGUAUCGAGGGCAACAUUGCAAGUGGAAAAACAACAUGCCUGGAUUAUUUUGCACAAACUACCAGCAUUGAGGUUUUGAAGGAACCUUUGGCCAAGUGGAGGAAUGUUAGGGGUCAUAAUAUCCUGGGCUUAAUGUACCAGGAUGCAUCCAGGUGGGGGAUAACUCUGCAGACCUAUGUCCAGCUGACCAUGCUGGAGCAGCACACCAGGCCCAUGUUUAUGUUGCAGAUUGCCCCCAUAAGGAUGAUGGAGCGAUCGAUUCACAGUGCAAAGCACAUUUUUGUGGAAAACCUGUAUCGAAGUGGAAAAAUGCCAGAGGUGGAUUAUGCUGUCCUAAGUGAAUGGUUUGACUGGAUCCAGAAAAACACUGAUGUUUCAGUUGAUUUGAUAGUUUAUUUACAGACAUCUCCUAAAGUUUGUUAUGAGAGGCUAAAGAUACGAUGCAGAGAAGAGGAAAAAGUCAUUCCUCUGGAAUAUUUAGAAGCUAUUCAUGAGCUCUACGAAGAGUGGCUCAUUAAACGUGCACUGUUUGAAGUUUCCUGCCCAGUACUUGUUAUUGGAGCUGACCACGACAUGCAGAAAAUGAUAGAGAAGUAUGAAGAAAACCGGGACCAAAUACUGAACCCACCGAACAGACAAGACCAUUUAUAAAACCUGGGACUGUUGUAUCAGAAAUCAUCAGUUGAAGUCUGAUUUGGUAUUUUUAAUAUUUAAAUAUAAUGGGUAUUGUUUUUGCACUGUGCUUUACAGAAUGCUGUGGACUUCCAGCUCUGAAAUGCUUAGCUACCAAUCAGGAACAGAAUAUGAGCCAAUUCCCUUUGUGUUUUUAGGUUUUCCGUCAGCUUUACUGUGUCAGUUUUGUUCAGCUAAAAUGUGGCUGUUUCCCUUAUUUCCCACUUCACUGUUGCUCCCUAGAAGUAACUUUAAUGUCUUCUAUUCUUUUUCCCCAAAGACGACCCUGUUUUUGUAAUUUGAAAUAAACGAUUUAUUACGCCCCUCUGA